AUGCCGGAAGACGCUUCCAACGUUGCAGCGUGGCACAGGCCUACAGCGUCAAGCGGAGGGGUGCAGCCCACUCUCGCGCCAGCUACAUCAGCAGCAGCAGCAGAAAACUCAGGAGUACCUGAGGUAGCUGCAGCAGAGUCGGGGGAUUCAUCAUCAUCGGCAGCUGCAGCAGAGUCGGGGGAUUCAUCAUCAUCGGCAGCUGCAGCAGAGUCGGGGGUAUCGACAGCAGCAGCAUCCGAGGCGAGAACGUCCGGAGCAGCUAGACCUUCAGGACGACUCGACGCAGCAGCUGCUCUGUCAACAACAGCAUCCGCAGUGGAAACUGCUUAUCCACCUCGACCGCCUGCUGACGGCUGCCUCGUGGUGAUAGUGGACUUGAACCCCACAAUCUGGAGGCAUCCUUCCACGCUCAACACAUUCCUUGCCAAGACGCAGCCCAUACAUCCCGACCUCGAGCACCGUCUGCAGCAGCUGCAACACGAGGCCUCUCAGCAUCAACAGCACCAACAACAGCAACGCGAGAACGAUGAACAACAUAACAGCACUGCCGCUCUCGUGCGCUAUCUCGAGUUCAUCUCCGGAUCUGUUUCUCGUUUUGCCCGGGCUGCUGCUUUAGUGAGCCCACAAAGUCGGUUGGCUAUAGUCGGAAUGAAUGGAAGCACAUCAAAGCUUCUUUACGAGGCAGGGCCACCCAAUUGGAUUCUGGUGCAGUCGGGGGUUGAAAACAGCGGAGUUGAUUUGCAGGAGGCAGCAGCUGAGACGACGGCUGCAGUUAUGGGUGCCGCUGUAGGACAGCAACAGCGCCGCAAGCCGAGGGAGGGCGAGUCGCUGUUGGUGGGGGCCUUGUCGAUUGCACUCUGCUAUAUAAAUCGAUGGCGCGGGGGGGGGCCUGGGGCUGAAAGCCGCAUGCUGCUGCUUGACGCUUCGCGGCGUGGCUGCUACGCUGCGCAAUUCAUACCCCUCCUCAAUAUUGCUUUCGCUGCAUGCAAGCAGGGCGUUGCAAUCGACUGUUGCGCGUUGCUUCCCGAUAGUUCGAGUAUCCCGGAGCAGCUCUGCGACGUUGCUCGAGGCCGCUGUUCAAGAUUCUCUUGUUGUUUUUCCCAGGGACUGUCGGGACCGGCCAAAGGCCCCAACAUUUACUGCUCAGAGACCUUGGAUAAUGGCAAGGACCGGAUUUCCUGCGAUGUCUGCAAAUCCCGGUUCGCUAAGGGUUUGCUGAAGACUAAGUUGGCUGCAACCGUUGACGUUUCGAAGUACUAG
Molecule: messenger RNA, 1260 nt
Organism: Cyclospora cayetanensis
Lineage: Eukaryota; Apicomplexa; Conoidasida; Eucoccidiorida; Eimeriidae
Exons: 9
Coding region: 1-1260 (419 amino acids)
Biological process (GO): regulation of DNA-templated transcription; nucleotide-excision repair
Cellular component (GO): transcription factor TFIIH core complex; transcription factor TFIIH holo complex
Source: RefSeq, a predicted model, not a curated record